Molecule: messenger RNA, 2127 nt
Organism: Cuscuta campestris
Lineage: Eukaryota; Viridiplantae; Streptophyta; Magnoliopsida; Solanales; Convolvulaceae
Source: the annotation of a GenBank genome assembly
CCCGGACCACAAUAACCAGCGUCCAGCAACGCCAAUCGCUCCCUCCAUUUUUCACUUUCUCAUAGACAAAACGUCGAACACUUGGCCCAAUGACUUCCGCGACCACGGCCUGUACGGCGGCUCUGCCACUCCGCCCCUCCCUCCCCCCGCUCCCCUCUUCAUCCUCUAGCUUCUUCGCCGGCGGGACCUCUCUUUGGUCGCACAAAAGUUUCCCGGUAUCCCUCUCGCUGUCUUCUUGUUCCACUUCGUCUCAGUUCGACAGGAAGGUUUCUGCCAGGCGCUUCGGGAGAUUGGUCGUCGCCGCCGGAGCUGAUUAUUACUCCACUCUCGGGGUCUCCAAAUCUGCUAGCAGCAAAGAAAUUAAGGCAGCUUAUCGGAAGUUAGCUCGAGAGUACCACCCUGAUGUCAACAAGGCCCCUGAAGCUACUCAGAGAUUUAAGGCGAUUAAAGAUGCUUAUGAGGUAUUAUCAGAUGACAAAAAGAGAGCUUUAUAUGAUCAAUACGGCGAUGCAUGGGUUAGAAGUAAUGUAGGGGCUCAAGGUGGAUCUUAUGCGACAAACCCUUUUGAUCUGUUUGAGACAUUUUUUGGAUCUGGUCUUGGCAAUUUUGGAGUGGAAGCAACUGGGUUUGGAACCUCAGCAACAGGUCGUCGCACCACUGUUUCCAAGGGUGAUGAUCUACGUUACGACAUAAGCCUAGAAUUUACAGCAGCUAUAUUUGGAGCUGAAAAAGAAUUUGAGCUUUCACAUCUUGAAACAUGUGACAUUUGUGAUGGUACUGGAGCCAAAGUGGGCACCAAAAAGAGGAUAUGUUCAACUUGUAGUGGCACAGGUCAAGUUAUGAGAACUGACCAAACACCAUUUGGCAUGUUUUCCCAGGUAUCUAUAUGUCCAAAUUGUGGAGGCAAUGGUGAAGUGAUUUCUGAGUUUUGUCGUAAAUGCUCAGGGAAGGGGAGGGUUCGAGUCAAGAAAGUCAUCAAAAUCAAAAUACCUCCUGGAGUGAGCAAGGGCAGUAUCCUCAGAGUUGCCGGUGAGGGUGAUGCAGGUCCAAGAGGGGGACCUCCGGGAGACCUUUUUGUUUAUCUUGAGAUUGAAGAGAUACCGGAGAUUCAAAGAGAUGGCAUGAAUCUUAUUUCAACAAUUUCAGUUUCUUAUCUAGAUGCAAUAUUGGGAUCUCUUAUCAAGGUUAAAACAGUCGAGGGGACAUCUGACAUCCAGAUUCCUCCAGGCACUCAACCUGGUGAUGUGCUUGUCUUGGCAAGGAAAGGUGCUCCUAAACUAAAUAAGCCUUCAACACGUGGCGAUCAUUUGUUCAUUGUAAACAUCAGCAUACCAAAACACAUAAGUGCAAAGGAACGUGAGUUGCUUGAAGAACUUGCUUCUUUGAGUGGCAGCAUGGUGUCUCAGACUAAAUCUCAGACCAAAAUUCAGCAAGCCGCUAGAAGUACAGAGAUGCAACAUGGUUCUGGUUCAACAUCAAAGAACGGUGAUGAAUCAGAAGAUAAUGAGGACAUCUGGAAAAGGCUGAAAGAUUUUGCCGGGUCACUUGCAAAUAGUGCCUUGAAGUGGUUUAAAGACAAUCUAUAAUCCUGCCCUUCGACGUUCUUUAAACCAAACUUCGGGGUUAUUCAUUUUCCUUCAAGAUGCCCGUACAUUCCAACAACGCUAAAAGCAUCUCUACAAGAAUGUAUUAGGUUUUGAUACCAUUGAAGUUGAAGAUGUAUACAUACAAAAUCCGGUAUUUUCUCUGCAAAAAUGAUGGAAAAAAAUGUGGGUUUUUUGAAGAAAGUGCUCCAUGGCUGGUUUCUCUCUUUAGAUGACAGUUCGUUUGGAAAGCCAGAAAAAGGUAAUAUUUGAUUAACCAGAAUGGAAUUAGUAUUAAAUUGUAAUCAAACGGAGUGUAAAAUUUUGUUGUAAAUUUACAUUAGUGAUGCGUCUGGUUUUCUACGUGUUACAUUUUUGUAUGACUUAACAAACAUUGCGUAUUGAGAGAAUUUGAAUUUUCACUCUCCUGUGUAGUUCCAUAAGGGGGUCUUGAUGACUCUUCGAUUAAUGUAUGUACCCCUUCCAUUCAUCCUUAUAUGUCUAUGAAGGAUAAAUCACUCUUUAAGAAAGCAUUAAUUUAUUC